AUGGGGUCAUCAAUUCGAGCAGUCGGGACUCUUGGAAAGGUCUUCCAAGUGGCCUCCCUCGCGAUCCUCCUUCUCGCCGGCCAAGGCUUUUCUACCCCGAUCUCUUCUGCCCAGUCCGCUGCGGCUGAUGAAUAUGAUUACAUUGUUGUGGGCAGCGGGCCUGGUGGCGGCCCACUGGCUUCCAACCUUGCGAGAGCAGGCUACUCAGUGCUGCUGGUUGAAGGAGGAGACCAGAGCGUGGGUGGCAGUGGUAACCAAUAUCCACCAGAAAUAACGUGGGACUUCUUCGUCAAGCACUACGAGGAUUCGGAGCGUCAGAUGAAGUACAGCCAUCUGACAUGGCGACUCACAGACGGGUCAUACUGGGUGGGGCGUGACAAUCCGCCUGCAGGCGCAAAACUGCUUGGUGUAUACUAUCCUCGUGGUGGCACUGUAGGAGGCUCGUCCAUGAUCAAUGCGAUGGUCACAUUUUUGCCCAGCGAUAGCGACUGGAACCAUAUCGUAAAUAUAACGGGCGAUACUUCCUGGAGCUCCGACAACAUGCGCAAGGUUUUCCAGAGAAUUGAACACAAUAACUAUCUCCCAAAUCCCACCCCUGGUCACGGCUUCGACGGUUACUUUCAAACCAACAUGGCGAAGCCCAUGAACCUUACCAAUCCAGGUCUCGUUGCCAUGCAAGCCGUAGCAUCCUCACUUGGCAAGGACCCGAGCAAGGUGGUUGACUAUGUCAAUACUGACCCAAAUGGCCUGAUUACCAACAGAGAUCAGGCUACGGGGAUUUUUGGGCUGCCUUCACAUACCAAGUCCAACGGCCAACGGUUUAGCUCCAGAGACUACAUCGUCGAGACACUUAAUGCCGUCAAUGCUGACGGAACAAAGAAAUACCCGUUGACCUUGCAGAUGAAUUCUCUUGCCACACGGGUACUCUUUGGCAAUGAUACCGCGUGUGGUACGGCGAAGCCACGAGCCACCGGCAUAGAAAUCAUGGACGGGAAAUCAUUGUACAGCGCUGAUCCCCGGCAUAAUCCUAACAGCAAAGGCUCGAUCAGGCAAGCCACGGCUAAGAAAGAAGUCAUCCUGUCGGGCGGCACAUUCAACUCUCCCCAAAUACUUAUGCUAAGUGGGAUUGGUCCCGCAGACCAGCUGAAGCAAUUCAACAUCCCGGUCUUAGUCGACUCGCCUGGCGUAGGCCGUAACCUACAAGACAACCAGGAAAUGCCCAUUGUUGGCCAGUUCGGUCAGAGCGGAUUUGGAAAUCCCGGUGGCUGUACGAUGCUCAAAACUAAACAUGCAGCCUUCGACGAGCGCGACAUGUUUGUAUUCCAAGGCCCAUUUGUAUUCCGAGGUUUCUGGCCCUCGAACCAAGCUAAUGCUGCUCUACCUCGAGAUCCAACCGGCGCGUACGGCAUGUCGAUGGUCAAGAUGCAUCCGCAGAAUAAGGCAGGAACUGUCAAGCUUAGUUCAGCCAAUCCACAGGACAUGCCCGAUAUCAACUUCAACCUAUACGCUGAGGGGAAGGAAACUGAUAUGGGCGCCAUGAAAGAUACCAUUGGAUGGGCUCGGAAGGUCUAUGGGGCUAUCAAGGCACCUCAGGGACCCGUCAAGGUCUUGGAGCCGCCAUGUUCUGGCACUCUAGAUGCUAAUGGAGGCUGUGGAAAGGACGAUGAAGAUUGGAUUACCGCCCAGACCUUCGGUCACCACCCAACUAGCACGUGCGCCAUUGGGGCUGAUGAUGAUCCGAAUGCCGUGCUGGACUCGAGGUUCCGCGUGCGCGGCGUAGCUGGACUAAGGGUUGUUGAUGCGAGCACGUUCCCUAGGAUUCCUGGUGUUUUCCCUGUUGUGGCAACGUUUAUGGUUAGUGGGAAGGCAACGGAUACCCUUCUGGAAGAUGCGAAGGCAGAUCAAUGUUGA
Venustampulla echinocandica is the source of this 1911-nucleotide messenger RNA. RefSeq names its product FAD protein. Gene Ontology annotation, molecular function: flavin adenine dinucleotide binding; oxidoreductase activity, acting on CH-OH group of donors. NCBI's taxonomy places the organism in Eukaryota, Fungi, Ascomycota, Leotiomycetes, Helotiales, Pleuroascaceae. The transcript has 2 exons. The record is from RefSeq and is a predicted model, not a curated record. The coding region runs from base 1 to 1911 and encodes 636 amino acids.